Strongylocentrotus purpuratus (purple sea urchin) is the source of this 2513-nucleotide messenger RNA. RefSeq names its product UBX domain-containing protein 8-like. Gene Ontology annotation, molecular function: ubiquitin binding. The transcript has 8 exons. The record is from RefSeq and is a predicted model, not a curated record. Lineage: Eukaryota; Metazoa; Echinodermata; Echinoidea; Camarodonta; Strongylocentrotidae. Gene Ontology annotation, cellular component: nucleus; endoplasmic reticulum membrane; endoplasmic reticulum. Gene Ontology annotation, biological process: intracellular protein transport. Bases 86 to 907 code for a protein of 273 amino acids.
CUUUUUGGGACUGCAUGUCUAGCAGACGAUCGAGAAGACACAUCUAAAAUCUAAAUAAACAUCGGUAUCGCUGAUCAACUUCGCUAUGCUUGAAAAUCUUGAGUUCCGUGAGGUUGUGCGACUAGCAGGAGUAGGGUUUUUCUACCUCCUCAUCCUGAUGCUCUGUCUGCUCUACUUUGGAGACAACAUUCAGAAGUUUUACUUUAGUUGGUUCCCGAAAUCCCAUCCCACUUUGGAUGAAUCCAAAGAAAAACUGCCUCCUGAUGAGCUGUUAAAACAACAGAAAGCUGCAAGAGAGAAGAUACAGGAUGAGCAUACAUUAAAGGCAGAGAGCUUUAACGAGAGGAUAUUGAAACCAAAGGAAGAGGCCAAGAAAGCUGAGUUGGAGAAGGAAUUCUACCGGAAUGCAGGACCAGCAUGGAAGGGAAAAGGAGAGCGCACAAGGCCAAGAGAUGACAAUGAUGAUUCUUCAUCCGGGAACCAAGAGACCAGACCGGCUCCUCGGAAGAGAGACCUAGAGGGAACUAACCGGGAUGCUGCUGCAGCUAGGAAGCUCCCAGAGUCGGUGACAAACCCACCAAAGAGAGCUCCAGCUGAACCCCCGAAAGCUAAAGUAGUCAUAACACUGCCAGACGAACCAGAAGAAGGAACACCAAAGAGCAUUACUGUUGCAUUGAGGGGCACCGCUAGCAUAGUGAAAAGAAGACGUUUUUUAUUCACAGAAAAGGUUCAGGUUUUACUAAACUGGAUGUCCAAACUGGGUUACCACCAGAAGCUCUACACGCUGGUCAUGACCUACCCUCGGCAGGAUCUAUCCCAGCAUGCAACAGACACGCUAGAGGAAGCAGGGAUCGAUCACGACGUCGCUCUGGUUGUGGAGGAGAUUCUACCGGAGGAAGAGUCGUAGGAAUUUAUUAAAUCAUUUACAUUCCAUAGUAUUUUCUUGAGUCUUUUACCUCAUUUUGAAGGACUCAUUUGAUAUGCUCUGUCAUUUUGUAUUGAAGGAAGAAUUUUAUGUAUUUUUUGCUUCCUUUGAAUGCCUUAUCUUUAAUAGAUUUUAGCAAGAGUUACAUCAUAUAAUGUACUAUGGAAAUAUUCAAGCUUUUUUUUUAUUAUGUAUUAUUUGGAAAGAAAAAAGUUUAUAUAUUUAUAUUAUAAAAGGAGUGAACGGAUUGUAGAAUUAUAGUGCAAGUGUAUAGUUUAAAUUUUUUUGAUUAAUUAUUUUGAAAAUACAAUGUCAAAACUUUUAUUCAUUCAAUAAGUAAUUUCUAUUUAGUGGUUGUCAUUAUAAAAAUGAUGCACAAGAUUGAGUGCGUCGGUAGGAAUUGUGUGCACAAGGUACCUUUGAAUGGUUUUAGACCAAAUUCACACAAUACCACCGCUCCACAAAUUAAACCUGUGCAUCAUCUGUUUUAUAAAAUGGGGCCCCAAAAAUCAUCAAAAAUACGCAAAUCUGUAAUUUUACAGAUUUACCGGGUGCAUGGCAAAAUCGUGCUUUCCAGUAAUUACCGGAUGCAUGAUUUUGCCUAGCUAUGCAUCCGGUAAUUACCGGAAAGCAUGAUUUUAAAUUUGCAUAAUUUGACUGUUGUACUGUAAGUGCAAUGGAUGAAAACGACUUACCUUAACAAAAGAAAGUCAUUAAAUCAAUUUGGCAAGCCUUUUGAGUUUUGGGAGGUGCAAUCUAACUUAGAAGAAGAUCUUGUCCAUUUCAAGUACAGAAAUUGAGUGUUUUAAGUGUGGUGCUUCCCAGCCCCUCUCGCUUUAGUUUCACCAACACAGCCUUAAACAUUAGUGUGCUCUCGGGAAAUUGAAAUUUGUUACAGAUAUCUAAAGUACAGUGAUCCAAAAAGUGGCGUUGUAUGCCAUAGCGAAGGUACUGAAGAGACUUUGAUUCUAUGUAUACAACUCAGUCAGUCUUAUGUACAGAAGCAUAGAAGUUUAGAACGAUGAUAACAGUUUGUCAAAUUCUGGCGCUAAAAUGUCUCCUAAAUUGACGUUCUUGAUCUGUGCAACUUUUCCAACUUUUAAAAUCCAUACUUAAUUGACCUUUUCGUGCUAGCCGCACCCAACAAUUUAGAUAAUUCUUCCUCUGACAGUAGCUGGAAAAUCAAAUCGCCGCAAACUACACAGUAAUUGACCAAUCAAAUUACAGGGAUUCUUCUACCCAUCAUAUAAAAGCAAUAAUAUAUAUACCUCCAAGAACUCCUUUCUUUGAAAUAGAUAAUGGAAAGAGUUAUUUUUUAGUCUUCCUGCUAAUGGGUUAUCUUAUAGAAAAUGCUCUUCUCUCUUCUCCGCUGUACUUGGGGAUCGUUGACCCAGCUCACUGAAUAAAAAUGAUCUAGUAAAGAAGGCAAAGUUCUGUUCAGUGUUGUUGUCCAGUCUUAUGGUCCACAGGUUAUCUUAUAGAAUAUGUUUUCUCUCUUCUCCACUGUAUCAGAUCGUUGACCAAGCUCACUGAAUAAAAAUGAUCUAGUAAAGAAGGCAAAGUUCUGUUCAGUGUUGUUUUCCAGUCU